Messenger RNA from Lasiodiplodia theobromae, 1473 nucleotides. RefSeq names its product Drug/metabolite transporter. Gene Ontology annotation, cellular component: membrane. Bases 1 to 1473 code for a protein of 490 amino acids. The record is from RefSeq and is a predicted model, not a curated record. NCBI's taxonomy places the organism in Eukaryota, Fungi, Ascomycota, Dothideomycetes, Botryosphaeriales, Botryosphaeriaceae. The transcript has 3 exons.
AUGAGCCCGCUGCCCAACGCCACAGAAGACGGCAAGAAAGCCCAGCCGGCAAGCGACGAGGCUGCACUUGCUGCUGUUGCCGAGAACGACGCCCUCACAGCCAAGGCAUCAGGGGAAAAUCUGCGUCUGGAUAUUCCGCAAAAUCCCAGCCAUCGAGUCGCUUCCCCUACGCUUUCGGUUUUCUCCUUGGAGGACUAUCCUUCGGCGCACACUGCCACAUCCUCAACCUUCCUGCUGUCUCAAUCUUUUCAUCAACAUGGACUUCCAAAUUCUUCUGAAAAACGACCUCAGACAUGGAUGGGCCGACUGCACGCGUUAUGGUCGCACAAUAAGGGGCUCAUCCUAGUUCUUGUGUCACAGUUCUUCGGCGUUGGUAUGAAUGUCACAACCAGAAUUCUAGAGAUAGAGGGCAACCACGGAAAAGGCUAUCACCCAUUUCAGGUACUGUUCGCUCGCAUGGGAAUUACAUUAGUCCUAUCGUCUUUCUACGUGUGGUGGAAGAAGGUCGAGCAUGCACCGUUUGGACCAAGAGAGGUUCGUUGGCUACUUGCACUGCGCGGCUUUGGUGGAUUUUUCGGUGUAUUUGGCAUGUACUACUCGCUACUGUAUCUUCCUCUUUCCGACGCCACGGUGAUCACGUUCCUGGCGCCCUCUCUGGCCUGCUUCGCCUGCUCCAUCCUCAUCAAAGAGCCUUUCACCCGCAUGGAGCAGGUCGCCGCCUUCAUCUCCCUCUUCGGCGUCGUGCUGAUCGCGCGGCCCACUUCCCUCUUCUCCCCUUCCUCCCCUUCCUCAUCGACCCCGCCCCCAUCCAACGGCACGACCUCCGCUCCCGACGCCACCGACGCGGGCGACUAUUCGUCCGUCACGCCCGAACAGCGCGCGCUGGCCGUGGCCGUCGCGCUCCUCGGCGUGCUCGGCGCCGCCACGGCGUACACGACGCUGCGGUGGAUCGGCAAGCGCGCGCACGCCCUCAUCUCGGUCAACUACUUCGCCGUGUGGUGCACGUUCGUGUCGGUGCUCGCCAUGACGUUCAUCCCGGGCAUCCCGUUCCUGCUGCCCUCGUCGCUGCGCGACUGGGCGCUGCUCGGCUUCCUCGGCCUGUGCGGCUUCGUCAUGCAGUUCCUGCUCGCCGCCGGCCUGCAGCAGGAGAAGAGCAGCCGCGCGACCAACAUGGUCUACUGCCAGAUGCUGUUCGCGCUCGCCGGCGACAAGCUCGUGUUCGGGACGAGUCCGGAUGCGUGGGGGUGGGCGGGGAGCAGUUUGAUUUUGGGGAGUGCGAUUUACGUGGCGGUGCGGAAGGAGCAGAGUAAGGGGGUCGGCAGGAAGGAGGAGGUGAGGGAUGAGGAGAGGGCGCUUGUGGACGCCAUUGAUGAAGAGGAAGAGGAUGUUGUCGAAGAGGAACGAGUGGGUGGAGCGGGGAGGAGUAGUGAAGAAAGAGACGAGGGAACCCGGUCGGGAGAAGGGAGGAAUUAG